Musa acuminata subsp. malaccensis (wild Malaysian banana) is the source of this 2713-nucleotide messenger RNA. Its product is annotated as pentatricopeptide repeat-containing protein At1g05600. The record is from RefSeq and is a predicted model, not a curated record. Lineage: Eukaryota; Viridiplantae; Streptophyta; Magnoliopsida; Zingiberales; Musaceae. Gene Ontology annotation, molecular function: mRNA binding; protein binding.
AACCAACUCGGACUCCGUCGUCCAUGGCGAUGGCGGUUCGGUGGCCGCGAGUGCUCACGCCGAGCUACCUGGCGCAGCUCAUGCGGCGGCAGAAGGACCCCGCUGCCGCGCUCCGCCUCUUCGAUGAGGCCCCUCUCCGUUACCCUUCCUACCGCCACAACUCCCUCGUCUACUCCGCCGCCCGACUCCCUCCUCUCCGUCGACCCUCUCCCCGUCCCCGCCCUCGCCGACCUCCUCUCCCGCCUCGCGCUCCGCGACUCCUGCCCCGCCCCCGACCUCCUCUUCGCCCGCGCCAUACGCGCCCUUUCCGGCGACCCCCCCGCGGCCCUCUCCUCUUCCUUCGCCUCCUCCCCCGCUCCAACUCUCCCUCGUGGUCCCUCUCCUUCCACGCCCUCCUCCGGCUCCUCCUUGCCCGCGGCCACCUCUCCCUCGCCCUCCGCCUCUUCUCCAGCUGCGCCGGGCGCCGUGAGGUGCGCCUCGGGCCCCCCGCUCUUAACCUCCUUGUCGAUGCCCUCUGCCGCGACGGUCGCCCCGACGCCGCCGUCCAGGCCUUCGCUGCCUUCAGCGACCUCUGCUGCUACCCCGACCGCGACACCUAUCGCAACCUUAUGCGCGGCCUCUGCGACGCCGGUCGCCUCGAUGACGCCAUCCACCUGCUCCGGUCCAUGCUAUGGCGGAUUUCACAGAAGGGCUGCGACGCCGACGUCGUCGUUUAUAGGACGCUUCUCGAGGCGCUGUGCCAGAACGGACGUACUGCGGAGGCCGAGGAGAUUCUCGCCAGGGUGCUUAAGAAGGGGCUCAGGUCCUCGAAACGCCGGCGGACAUUCUGCGGCCCGGUGCUCCAAGGUUUGACCGUGGAGGAGGCCAAGAAGGUCAUUGACGAGGCACUGGUGGUAAGAGGAGUGAAGAGCCUGGCGAGCUACCGAGCAAUGCUGAAGGAUUUGUACGCGGAAGGGAAUUUCGACGAUGCACAGCAGAUGUUCGAUGAAAUGAUUGAGAGUGGGUUUCGACCACCGGUGUCCAUCUUUGAAAACAAGAUCAGUGCCUUGUGCCAGGAAGGGAGGGCGGAUGACAGUGUGAGGGUGCUAGAAAAGGAGAUGCCAGGCAAGGAUUGUGUUCCUACUGUUAGAACUUAUAAUCUAGUGAUGGAAGGACUGUGUAAGGAGGGGAAGUCGAUGAGGGCAGUGGAGUAUUUGGACAAGAUGGAUAAACAGGUGGGUUGUGUAGCCCAGAAAGAGACAUUUGAAAUCUUGGUCGAUGGCUUGCACGCAGAAUGCCGGCAUCUUGAGGCAGCCCAGGUUUUGGAGAGGAUGCUUAGGAGGAGGUAUCGGCCUAACAGAGCAGUUUUUAGCAGUGUAAUUCAGGGGCUCUGUUCAAUUGUCAGGAGAUAUGAAGCCACAUUGUGGUUAGAGGAAAUGAUCAGCCAUGGCGAGAUCCCUGAAGCUGAAGUAUGGGCCUCAUUGGCCUCCAUGGUUUGUUUCAGUGACUUGACGGAAUCUUUACUUCUGGAGGUCUUGGAACAUAAGCAUGAUGCAGAUUGAGUGGCAUUCAUAACAACUGGUGCUUUCAGGGUCUUGCUUUGGCAUGAGACAGAAGAUUUGUGAGAAGACCGCUUGGAUAUGCCUCCUAUGACAUGAUCUGAAUUGCAUUUAUACUUUUGCAAUUUGAAGAUAAGUAAUAGAAGAUGGCUCAGAGAAAAAUUUUAUAGGCAUAUGGUUAAGUUGGUGAUAGUGUUGAGAUUGAAGACAUGCUUUGCAGUAAAUAAUGGGGUAUCUACAGGACAUAGAUGAAGCAGUGUUGAGGUUGAAGACAUGCUUUGCAGUAAAUAAUGGGAUAUCUACAGGACAUAGAUGAAGCAGAUAUGGUCAAGGUUAUGCUCUCCCAUUUUAAGGUUAAAUUCUUCAUUAUGUGACAAGGAUAAGAUAUCAUUUUGUGGUGUUUAUUAUCUGCCUUAUAAAAUAUUUCAAAAAGAAGAGCUUGAUGGAGGAUUGAAAGGGGAGUAUAUCUAGAAGUCAUCAAGCAUCUCAGGUGGAUGCUGCUGUCAUUGAAGUAUCUCCUACUUCUCAGACACUUAAGCAGGUUGUGUCCUUCCCAUCAUUAAAAGUCCAUUAAUACAUGGUUUUCAUGUGAUCCUAAAAAGUUUAGUGCUUAAUCAUCCAGCAAAGCAAAUAAUCUUUAUCUACACUGUCACUUUUGUUCUUUCUUUAUGCCAACAGAAAUGGAUAAGUUUAUCUUUCUGGUCUUGGUCAAUCAUUGUAUACUAUUGCCGUAAUUUCACAUUUAAGAGCUCCUGAUAAUUGUAUUAACACUGACAUUUAUGACUUUUAUCUCUAGAUUUUAAGUUUCUACCAAAUCACUCUCUUGUAAUUGAAAAUAGGCACAUUUCUGUCUGCCAAAACUAUGAAAGUUCAUCUGUUAAAGAUCUGUAUGAAGAAUGGUGCUUUGAAAGAGAGAACAUUUCACCCUAUGUUGUGUCAUCUGAAUGAAACAAGGACAUAACCUUGGUUGCAAUACAACUGUCUUCUGGUUGAAAGCAACUGGUUUUCUUUGGAGAAAUACCUGAAAAUAACACUUGAUGCUCUCAUGUUGAUUACAUUCAAUUCUCUUGUUCAUUAUUCAGCAGAAACUGUGCUUGAUCAUGUCAUGGAAGCACAAGAUGUCAUGGCAAGGAUAUGAGAAGCAUGCAAGAAGCGUUAAUGGCGGUGACGCCAUG